Messenger RNA from Lactuca virosa, 405 nucleotides. The record is from the annotation of a GenBank genome assembly. NCBI's taxonomy places the organism in Eukaryota, Viridiplantae, Streptophyta, Magnoliopsida, Asterales, Asteraceae.
AUGCUUCCUGAAGUACCAUUUGAUGAAUUCCGAGUUGGUUCCCAGUUUUUCACACUUACACGGCGGCACGCUCUGAUGGUGAUUCAAGAACGACGUUUAUGGAAGAAAUUCAUGCGGCCAUGUUUAAGAUCUGUAGCUUGUUACCCUGAAGAACAUUACUUUCCCACAUUUUUAUCAAUGGAGGAUCCAGAAGGGUGUAGUGGCUAUACAUUGACUAAUGUCAAUUGGACUGAUAGUGUUAAUGGACACCCGUAUACUUAUCAUCCAUCUGAAUUGUCGCCUGAGCUUAUUUACAAACUCCGGAGGUCAAAUUUUAUGCAGCCUUACAUGUUUGCCCGGAAGUUUACGCCAGAUUGCUUGAAUCCAUUGAUGGAUAUGGCUGACGAUGUCAUUUUCCGGGACUGA